AUGGGGUGGGAGAAGAGACCCCCCCGGCCCCUCGCCUGCUUCUUCUUCGUCUUCGUCUUCCCGCUGCUGGCGUCUUGGCUGGGGGGCUGCGACGGAAGCUGCCCCGAGAGAGAGCUGGAGCGGAGGGAAGAGGAGGCCAACGUCGUCCUCACGGGGACGGUGGAGGAAAUCGUCAACGUGGAUCCGGUGCAUCAGACCUACUCGUGCAAGGUGAGGGUCUGGCGGUACCUGAAAGGUAAAGAAGUUGUGACUCACGAGAUCCUUUUGGACGGCGGGAACAAAGUGAUGAUCGGCGGGUUCGGGGACCCCAUGAUUUGUGACAACCAGGUCUCCACGGGGGACACGCGGAUUUUCUUUGUCAACCCCGCCCCGCACCACAUGUGGCCUGCCCACAAGAACGAGCUGAUGCUAAACUCCAGCCUCAUGAGGAUUACUUUGCGCAACCUGGAGGAGGUGGAGCACUGUGUGGAAGAACAUAGGAAACUCCUUGCCGACAAACCGGGCAACUACUUCCCUCAACCUCUGCCGACCCCGCAGGAUGUGUGCCGAGGGGUGCUUUGUGGGUUUGGCGCCGUGUGUGAGAGAAGCCCCACGGAUUCCUCCCAGGGAGUCUGCGUGUGCAAGAAGUCCAUGUGCCCUUCGGUGGUGGCCCCUGUCUGCGGCUCGGAUUAUUCGACCUACAGCAAUGAGUGCGAACUGGAGAAAGCUCAGUGCAACCAACAGAGGCGGAUCAAGGUCAUCAGCAAAGGGGCGUGCGGUUCAAAGGACCCAUGUGCCGAGGUGAUGUGCAGUUUUGGCAGCACCUGUGCCCGCUCCACAGAUGGGCAUUCAGCCAAGUGCAUCUGCCCGACCUCGUGCAGCGGUGUGCCCGAGAAUACCGUGUGCGGCACUGACGGCAAGGACUACCGCAGCGAGUGCCACCUCAACAGGCAUGCCUGUGACAAGCAAGAGAACAUCUUCAAGAAGUUUGAUGGGCCUUGUGACCCCUGCAGGAGCACCCACAACGACAUGAACCGAGUCUGCCGGGUCAAUCCCCGCACCCGGCGCGCUGAGCUCCUGCCCCGGCCUGAAAGCUGCCCCCUGAAGCGGGACCCGGUGUGCGGCGACGAUGGAGUGACCUACGACAACGAGUGCGUCAUGGUGAGGUCCGGCGCUGUGCGGGGGAUAGAGAUCCAGAAGGUGCGGUCCGGGCAGUGUCAGUUUCAAGACAAAUGCCGGGACGAAUGCCGCUUUAACGGGGUAUGUCUCAACCGCCGGGGAUCCACCCGCUGCACUUGCGAGCGCAUCGCCUGCGACGGCGCCUACCGGCCUCUUUGCGGCAGGGACAGCCGGACCUACAACAACGAUUGCGAGCGCCAGAAGGCCGAGUGUCAGCAGAGGACCGCCAUCCCGGUCAAACGCCAGGGCCCCUGUGACCUGGGCACUCCCAGCCCCUGCCUGAGCGUGGAGUGCACCUUCGGGGCCACCUGCGUGGUGAAGAACCAGGAGGCCGUGUGCGAAUGCCAGCAGCUGUGUCAAACCGUGUACGAUCCGGUCUGCGGCAGCGACAACCUCACGUAUGGCAACCCCUGCGAGCUCGAGGCCAUGGCUUGCGCCCUCCGGAAGGACAUCCGAGUGAAACACAAAGGCCCCUGUGACCGUUGCGGAAAGUGUCGGUUUGGUGCCAUCUGCGAGGCAGAGACCGGGAGGUGCGUCUGCCCCACCGAAUGCGUUCCUUCCUCCCAGACGGUUUGCGGCACAGACGGGAACACCUACGGCAGCGAGUGCGAGCUCCACGUGCGGGCCUGCACCCAACAGACCAACAUCGAGGUGGCAGCGCAAGGAGACUGUAAGACCUGUGGUACGACGGUGUGCUCCUUCGGGGCCAAAUGCAUGGGUGGGCAGUGCGUCUGCCCACGCUGCGAGAAGCAGUCCUUGGCCCGCGUGUGCGGGAGUGACGGCAUCACGUAUGACAAUGCCUGUGAGCUGCAGGUGGCCUCCUGCCAGCAGAAGAAAGACAUUGAGAUCGCCAGGACGGGACCCUGUGAGGAUGAAUGUGGCUCAGGAGGAUCCGGCUCCGGGGAUUCUAACGAGUGCGACCGGGACAGCUGCCGGCGGUACGGCGGCUCGUGGGACGACGAUGUGGAAGACGACCGCUGUGUGUGCGACUUCACCUGUGCGGCUGUGCCGAGAAAUCUGGUAGGUGCCAAGCAGCCUUAUUGUGGGGCUGACGGAGCAACCUACGCAAACGAGUGCGAGCUCAAGAAGACACGCUGUGAGAAACGCCAGGACAUCUACGUCAUAAGUCAGGGAGCCUGCGGAGGCGUGCCAAGCCUUCCUCCUCCGCUGCAGGUGCUCCACUGUAGCCAAACCGUGUACGGAUGCUGUCCGGAUAACGUGACCUUGGCCCUCGGGGUCGGCUCCGCCGGGUGCCCAAGCACCUGCCACUGCAACCCCUAUGGCUCCUAUGGAGGCGGAUGUGACCCUGCCACAGGACAGUGCUCCUGCAAACCCGGUGUGGGGGGCCUGAAAUGCGACCGGUGUGAGCCCGGCUUCUGGAACUUCCGUGGUAUCGUCACCGACAGGCGGAGCGGCUGUACCCCCUGCGGCUGCGACCCCGUGGGCUCCGUGCGCGACGACUGUGAGCAGAUGACUGGCCUGUGUUCCUGCAAGACCGGCAUCACCGGCAUGAAAUGCAACCAGUGCCCCGACGGGAGCAAGCUGGGCAUGUCCGGCUGCGAGAAAGACCCUUCGGCGCCCUCCUCCUGUGCCGAAAUGACAUGUGAAUUUGGGGCGUCGUGCGUGGAAGUCAACGGCUUUGCUCACUGCGAGUGCCCGUCCCCGCUGUGCACGGAGGGCAACAUGACGAAGGUCUGUGGCUCUGACGGAGUGACCUACGGCGACCAGUGCCAGCUGAAGACCAUCGCAUGCCGGCAAGGACAGGUCAUCGAGGUGAAGCAUUUGGGUCAAUGCCAAGAAUCCAUCACAGUCGUGAGCCACACCACCUCACCGACAACCACACGCCCCCUGGACUCCCUUCUCCCCCCACCUCCUCGGACUACCCCCCUCACCUUCGAGACAGCCAGGACGGCGGCCAGCUCCCGGCACUUCGAAGUCAAGGCUUCCCCUCAGAGCCACCCAGUCACGAGGAGAACAACCACCGCUCGCCCGGCCACCACUGCUUGGACGCCACACGGUGUCCGUCGGACCACCAUCCGCCCCCUCUCUACGGCUCCCGUCGUCCCAGUCACCACCCAGCCAGCGUUUGUCGAAUCCGGCAGCGCAGAAGGCAGCGGGGACCAAGAAAUUGGCAUCAGCGGAGAUCAAGAAGCUAGUGGGGCAGGUUCCACUGGGGACCAGGAGAUGGACGAGACGGAGGUCACGGGCAUUCCAACGAUAGAGAGAGCCACUUGCUAUAACACCCCAUUGGGGUGCUGCUCCGACGGCAAGACAGCCGCUGCCGACGCAGAGGGAAGCAACUGCCCAGCAACCAAAGUAUUCCAGGGAAUUCUCAUAUUGGAAGAAGUGGAAGGCCAAGAGCUCUUCUACACGCCGGAGAUGGCCGACCCCAAAUCGGAACUCUUCGGGGAGACUGCCAGGAGCAUUGAAAGCGCGCUGGAUGAGCUCUUCCGCAAUUCUGACGUCAAGAAGGACUUCAAGAGCAUCCGGGUGCGAGAUCUGGGCCAGAGCAAUGCAGUGCGCAUCAUCGUCGAAUCCCACUUCGACCCAGCCACCUCCUACACAGCCGCCGACAUCCAGAGGGCCCUUCUGAAGCAGAUCAAAGCCUCCAAGAAGAAGACCAUCUUAGUGAAAAAGCCGCAGCAGGAGAACAUCCGAUUCAUGGACUUCGACUGGAUCCCCCAGCUGUUCACCACCACCACCACUACCACAACAGCCACCACCAUGGCCCUGCCCGCUGCCACCACCCGCCGGUUCACCACCACUGCAGCCCCCCAGGCGCUCUACCCAGGGAGGCCCACCAGUAAACCCCCCGGGGCAGCCACCACCAGGAGACCGGUCUUCACCAUGCCAGCCACAACUGCCAGGAAGAAGCCCACGCGCCCGUCCCCCACGAAGAAGCCGGCCCGGCCUUGCGACUCUCACCCUUGCCUGCAUGGCGGCUCCUGCGAGGACGACGGCCAGGACUUCACCUGCAGUUGCCCAGCUGGGAAGGGGGGAGCGGUUUGCGAAAAAUCCAUCCGAUACUUCAUCCCUAGUUUUGGUGGGAAAUCUUACUUGGCCUUCAAAAUGAUGAAGGCCUACCACACGGUGCGCAUCGCCAUGGAGUUCCGGGCCUCCGACCUCAGCGGGCUGCUCUUGUACAACGGACAGAACCGCGGCAAGGAUUUCAUCUCCCUGGCUCUGGUGAACGGCUUUGUGGAGCUCAGGUUCAACACCGGUUCCGGGACUGGUGUGAUUACUAGCAGAGUGCCCAUUGAGCCCGGCAGGUGGCACCAACUCGUGGUGAACCGGAACCGACGAAAUGGCAUGCUGUCCGUUGACGGGGAGCCGCACGUGAACGGGGAGAGCCCCAGUGGUACCGACGGGCUGAACCUCGACACUGACCUCUUUGUCGGAGGGGCACCAGAAGACCAGAUCACUGUGGUGGCUGAGCGCACCUCGGUCACUGCCGGCCUGAAGGGCUGUAUCCGCCUCCUGGACGUCAACAACCAGAUGUACGACCUGCGGGAGAAGGGCAGCGACGUGCUGUACGGGAGCGGCGUGGGCGAGUGCGGCAACAACCCCUGCCAGCCCAACCCCUGCCACCACGGCGGCCUCUGCCACGUCAAGGAGGCAGAGAUGUUCCACUGCGAGUGCCUCAACGGCUACACAGGACCCACCUGCGCCGACGAGAGGAACCCCUGCGACCCCAACCCGUGCCAUGUCUCCGCCACCUGCCUGGUGCUGCCAGAAGGGGGCGCCAAGUGUGAGUGCCCAAUGGGUCGAGAAGGGGAGUUCUGCGAGACAGUCACGGAGCUUGACCAGACGGUGCCCUUCCUGCCAGAGUUCAACGGAUUCUCCUACCUGGAGUUGAACGGCCUCCAGACUUUCGUGCCGGAGCUACAGGACAAGAUGACCAUGGAAAUUGUGUUCCUGACCAAGACCCCAAGUGGCAUGAUCUUCUACAACGGGCAGAAGACAGACGGCAGAGGGGACUUCAUCUCCCUGGCCCUGCACGACGGCUACCUGGAGUACAGAUACGACCUUGGGAAAGGAGCCGCUGUGAUCAAGAGCAAAGAACCGAUCCCACUGAACACCUGGAUCAGCGUCUUGCUGGAGAGGAACGGACGCAAAGGCGUGAUGAGAAUAAAUAACGGUGAACGGAUCAUGGGGGAGUCUCCGUUACCUCAUGCCCACCUGAACCUGAAGGAGCCCCUGUAUGUUGGGGGAGCGCCCGAUUUCAGCCGACUGGCCCGUGCCGCAGCCAUCUCCACCAGCUUUGACGGGGCCAUCCAGAAGAUAUCCAUAAAAGGCAUCCCGGUCCUGAAGGAAGAGAGCAUCCUCAGCGCCAUUGAGAUCUCCACCUUCCACUCUCACCCGUGCACCCAGAAGCCGAGCCCUUGCCAGAACGGGGGCAUGUGCAGCCCCCGCCUGGAGAGCUACGAAUGCUCAUGCCAGAGGGGCUUCUUUGGUGCCCACUGUGAAAAAGUCAUCAUCGAGAAAGCAGCAGGAGACUCAGAGGCCAUCGCCUUCGACGGCAGGACGUACAUCGAAUACCACAAUGCCGUGACCCAGAGUGAGAAGGCCCUGCAGUCAAACCAUUUCGAACUGAGCAUCAAAACGGAAGCCACGCAAGGCCUCGUCCUCUGGAGUGGGAAAGGGCUGGACCGUUCAGACUACAUCGCCUUGGCUAUUGUGGACGGCCACGUCCAGAUGACCUAUGACCUCGGCUCCAAGCCUGUGAUCCUGCGUUCGACUGUUCCCGUCAACACAAACCAGUGGAUCCAAAUCAAAGCCUACAGAGUGCACCGCGACGGGUCCUUGCAGGUCGGCAACGAGUCCCCCAUCACGGGCUCCUCUCCUCUGGGAGCAACGCAGCUGGACACGGACGGGGCCCUUUGGCUGGGCGGACUAGAGAAGCUCAGCGUGGCCCACAAGCUCCCCAAAGCCUACAGCACCGGCUACGUCGGCUGCAUAAGGGACGUAAUUGUGGACCGCCAAGAACUGCACUUGGUGGAGGACGCUUUGAACAACCCCACCAUAUUACACUGCUCGGCCAAAUGAGACGGCGACUGACUGACGGGCCCUUGCCUCCUCCCUCCCUC
Messenger RNA from Gekko japonicus, 6245 nucleotides. RefSeq names its product agrin (gene AGRN). The transcript has 37 exons. The record is from RefSeq and is a predicted model, not a curated record. Gene Ontology annotation, biological process: receptor clustering; G protein-coupled acetylcholine receptor signaling pathway. Gene Ontology annotation, molecular function: laminin binding; calcium ion binding. The coding region runs from base 1 to 6204 and encodes 2067 amino acids. Lineage: Eukaryota; Metazoa; Chordata; Lepidosauria; Squamata; Gekkonidae.